Messenger RNA from Drosophila biarmipes, 1096 nucleotides. RefSeq lists its product as uncharacterized. NCBI's taxonomy places the organism in Eukaryota, Metazoa, Arthropoda, Insecta, Diptera, Drosophilidae. The record is from RefSeq and is a predicted model, not a curated record. The transcript is spliced from 2 exons. The coding region runs from base 332 to 808 and encodes 158 amino acids.
AUCAGAUUCAAGCCGAAUCAGAUGCAGGCAGCUGGGAAAAUGCUAACGCAGGUGCCAGAGGAACCGUGGGCUACAGUAUGGGCAGACAUCGUCGGACCCCUGCCGCGUUCAAAACAUGGCAACCACAUGCUGCUGGUGCUGAUAUCCACAGGGUACACGCCGGCGUUUAUUACUCAAGGCAGAAAACCGAGACUACCGACAGAGAGACCUUGGGAACAGGGCGACCCACUGAGACUCCAGGGUCGAAGGCCAACCAACUCGGGGAAAUCUUUGAGAUUGUAAGGCGGAAUCUGGAGGAUCAGGCUAGGCGUUACAACCUAAGGAGGAGACAAUGGACACCAGCGGUGGGGGACGUCGUGUGGGCCAAGGUACAUCAUUUGUCAAAGGUGGCCGAGGGGUUCGCAGCAAAGUUGGCCCCAAGAUACGACGGAUCUUACCAGGUCACGGAUUUUGCGUCACCAGUAAUCUGCAAAAUACGGCACGUGAACACAAAGAAAGAGAGGACCAUCCACGUGAGCGAGUUGAAACAACAACAAACACAGAACACAAGCGAGCAGCUACAAGCAGAUACGGUAGACAAAAGCCAACAGUAAAGUCUCAAAGGACACGAGGAAAAGGGUCCAAGGAUAGCUCCAAGGAUACCCAAAGGACACGAGGAAAAGGGUCCAAGGAUAGCUCCAAGGAUACCCAAAAGUACAAGGAACACGUCAAGGAUAAAAGUGGAAAGGAACGAACCAAGGUCUCCAAGGAUUUGAUUAGGACUGGCAGCAGCAGUCUGCCGAAGGAAGGGGGAAGUCGGAACAACUAAGAGAGCUGUACCGAAAGAGGCCAAGCAUCCCGGGGAAGGGCUUAAUGCCCAGAUGAGAAGACGGGAUCGCCGGCCGGAUCGGGGUCCAAACCAAGAAACACAGCUUCAGGAGUCUGAAAGGGCACUCAUGGUCAACAAAGGCAACCUGCCAAGAUAAUAUAAGCUGAUAAGCACAUACAAGGAGUCGGGUGUGAGAUCAGAGUACUUACGUAGUGGCAAGGACAAGUGGAAACGCCGGGAUGAGGGGUACAAAAAAACUAAACUCCGGCCGACAGGUGCAACAGGGAA